CAAAAGUGUCCUCCUCUUGAAAAUUAAAAACAUAUCUCUAAACAAAAUGGCGUUCUAGCGUGAGUGUAUAGAAUUUGUGGCUCGGUUGGAUUAUAUUUGGCAAUUUCGUCGUCAUUUAUUGGAAAGAGGUUUUAAUUAUUGACAACUGUGUUUUGUGUUUGCUGUUGCGUGUUAUUUUUCGUCCUUAUAUCAUACGUUCAAGGUAGAGGAAAGAAAAAUAACAUGAGUAAUUACGAAGACGAUCAAAGCGAGGAUGGAGAGCUGGCUCGUAGUCCUGUCCAAGAUGAAAUGGAUUUUAGUUUAUCUGAUGAAGAUCGAGACAAUGCUGAUUCCUUGGUAAUCAAGCCACCCCAGGCUGUGAUUAGAACAGCACAUAGAGAUAAAAGAGGACAUAAAAGGACUGUCAAAGACAGAUAUAAAGACAAUAUAAGGAAAGAAAAAAAGCAUCUGUACAGGGAACGUGAUAAGUCUGAGAAAACAAAACGAGAAAUUAGUAAGAAUCCUGAACGUGAAGAUAUGGCCAAAGAAUAUUAUAGAGAAAAGCAAUACUACAGGGAGAAAGAAAUGUAUAGAGAUGGCAAGGAAACAUUUAGGGAUAAGGAAUCCUACCGAGACAAAGAAACAUAUAGAGAAAAGGAAAUGUACAGAGAUGGCAAAGAUAAUAUGUAUAGGGAUAAUAAAGACAUGAGGGAAAAAGAUAUGUACCGGGAGAGAGAAAUGAGGGAAAAAGAAGUUUAUAGAGAAAAAGAUCAAUACAGAGAACAUUACCGAGAGAGAGAAAUGUAUAGAGAUCAAUCCUUCAGAGAACCAGCUAGAUCUAGAGAGGCCUAUAGAGAUAAAGAUAUGCUAUACAAAGAGAAGGAAAUGUAUAACAAAGAGAAAGAAAUGCAAAGAGAUGUUUAUCUUGGUCGUGAGAGGCAAUAUAAAUAUGCUGAAGCAGAGAGAAAGCGCUCUGAUAAUGAGAGAAUAGAGUCUAGAUUAAGAUCAUUAGCUGAAGAAGGCCAUACUAAUCAUAAUAAUGAAAAGGAAAACAGGGAUAGGACAUCUGGUGAUAAGGAAUUGGAAGAUCUUAGAACCAGAUUACUGAACAAAAGAAUAACUAAAGAGUUACAGGGUCAAGAUAGCGGCAAGAAGAGUUCAGACUAUUAUGAGAAGGAUGGGAAAUCAUCAUCCCGUCACUCAUCAUUGGACAAACAUCAAGAACAUAGGAAAAAUAAAGUUUUAUUCGCAGGACACCAAAUUGUUUCAGAUAAAGAAAGAGAGAAGCGAAAACAUGAGUCCCGGACUGAGUUAGAGGCUCGAAGACAAGAACACCGUCGGCGUGGCAAAAAACGCUCAGUAUCUCCCAGUGAGACAGCAACAAAGAAAACGAAAACAGACUCGCCUAACUAUGGUGACUCUGUUGUUACUGUAUCUGAUUCUAGUGAUGUAGAAAUGAAAACUGACUCUCUACACUCUGAGCCUGAAGAUGGUGAGCACACAAACAGUGAAACAGAAGAGGAUAGUUCUAGCACAGAAUCAGAUUCAGCAGCAGAGUCAAAAUCAGAAGAAGAAGAGGAAGAUGAGCACAGAAAUGAAGAAAAGAAUGAAAAAGAGGAGAGGGAUAAAGAUAGGAUCAAUGACAAAACUAGACCUCCUUCAAAAUCUAAGUCUCCUAGUCCAAAUCUCUCCAAGUCUAAACCAGAGUCUCUGCCAUCUUCACAUGGAUCACACAGAUCUUUGUCUCGAUCUAAAAGUAGAAGUAGAUCACAUUCCUUUUCACCUCCUCCUCCAGGAGAAAAUGGAAAAAUUACAGAAGAGGAAAAAGUUAAUGAAGAUGAUGAAGAAACGAGACAGAGGGAAGAAGCAAUAAAUGCCUUGCCUCCAUACUACCCAGCCUUACAGGGUUGUCGGUCAGUCGAGGAAUUUCAAUGUCUCAACAGAAUUGAAGAAGGGGCAUAUGGAGUAGUUUACAGAGCACGUGACAAAACUACUGAUGAAAUAGUUGCUCUGAAACGUUUAAAAAUGGAAAAAGAGAAGGAAGGAUUCCCAAUCACUUCUCUGAGAGAGAUUAACACUUUGCUUAAGGGCCAGCAUCCAAACAUUGUCACAGUGCGGGAGAUAGUGGUGGGCUCCAAUAUGGACAAGAUUUUCAUAGUUAUGGAUUACGUCGAGCAUGACUUGAGAAGUCUCAUGGAGACGAUGCGUGGAAAGAAACAAGUUUUCCUACCGGGUGAGGUGAAAUGUCUAAUGACGCAGUUAUUGAGGGCUGUACAUCACCUGCACGAUAAUUGGAUAUUACACCGAGAUCUCAAGACCAGCAAUUUGCUAUUAUCACACAAAGGUGUAUUAAAGGUUGGUGAUUUUGGUUUGGCUCGAGAAUACGGAUCACCCCUCCGGCAAUAUACCCCGAUCGUCGUUACACUUUGGUAUCGUGCACCUGAGCUACUUCUGUGCUGUAAAGAAUACUCUACGCCCAUUGACAUGUGGAGCGUAGGGUGUAUAUUCGCCGAAUUCAUAAGCAUGAAUCCACUAUUUCCCGGAAAAUCAGAGGUGGAUCAAUUGAACAGAAUUUUUAAGUAUUUGGGCACGCCUUCUGAGAUGAUUUGGCCCGGCUACAGUGAAUUACCAGCAGUACAAAGAAUGACCUUUGCAGAACAUCCCUCAGGCGGGUUACGCCAAAGAAUAGGAGCUGAUCUACUUUCUGAAACUGGGCUUUCUUUACUACAAGGCUUUUUAACUUAUAACCCUGCCAGGAGGGUGACAGCGGACGCCGCUUUAGAUCAUGCUUAUUUUAAGGAGCAGCCGGUGGCGAUCGAGCCGGCGAUGUUCCCGACGUGGCCCGCCAAGUCCGAGGGCAACCGGCGCAGCACGCACAGCCCGCGCCCGCCGGCGGGCGGCGCGGCCUACGCCCAGUUCGCGCGCGCCGACACCGACGAGGCGCUCGGCUUCCAGCUCCACCAGCGCUCGCUUAAUGUGGCACCCGGCUUCUCGCUCAAGUUCUAGCAUCGAAGACUCGGGCAGCGCUCGAAUCGAUAGUUAAUCUUUAGUUACUAAUUUAUAUAAUGUAACGAUGUAAUAGUCAAGAUCAUCUAGACUACUCCUAAUAGAUUAACUGUUAAAGUACCAUUUCAUCACAUCUGAUGAGAUCUUUUAACUCUCAUUGAUGAUAUGUAUAAGGCAUAAAGCCUUGUCAGGCACAAUAAAGUUCAGAAUGUAAAGAACGCAUAUUCUUUACACAUGAUGAUGAAUAAAUAUUUUUUUAAUAUGUGUUGUGCAAAUCAGAAUUUCUAAAUAAACUGCCAUUUUUAUAAGUAUUCUGUAUAUUGCAAUAAAAUCAUACAUUACAACAUUUAUGAGAACUUCAACUAAAAAGCUCGUGUAAAUAUAUUGUUACUUAAUGUACUUAUGGAAUACAUUAUUAUAAUUAUAGAUUAAAAAAAACAUUGUGACUCUGCCAUUGUGUAUGUAAAGUAGCACGGAAUAAUAUUUUUUCAAUUUUAUUGUAAUCAUAUGCAAUAAAUAUGUUGAGUCUAAUGCUCAAAAAAUGUACAGCGUUCAGCUUCUGUUGAAUGCACAAACACGUAAGGUAUUCAACAUCUGUAGUUUGAAUUAACUGUAAAUAAAUACCUCUUUAUUUUAGUUACACCUCUAUGAAGGUGAAAUUAGUGUAGAAUUACAAUAUGGUACAAUAAUUAUAUGUUUUGAAAACAGGAA
This is a messenger RNA of Spodoptera exigua (beet armyworm), 3696 nucleotides long. NCBI's taxonomy places the organism in Eukaryota, Metazoa, Arthropoda, Insecta, Lepidoptera, Noctuidae. The record is from the annotation of a GenBank genome assembly.